GGUGACUUGAACGUGAAUGUUGGCGACACUGAAAACUGACUGACGAUAACAAUUACAAACACUACAUAACCUCGAAUAUGUACUAACAAUUACAUAUUAAAAUUUUAUGGCAAACCCAAAAAGUAUCGAAGCUCGUCAAUCGUAUAUUGACCGAGACCCUUUUCACGGUUUUCAUAUCGAUGACAACUCCAUUUUAGGAAAAUUAGAAGGAAGACACCCGUGCCCCAAAUGUGGAAAAUCCAGGAAAUUCUUUUGUUAUACGUGUUAUGUACCAAUAUCUGAGUUAGAAGGCGUGCUCCCUGUUGUAAAGCUCCCGAUAAAGAUAGACAUAAUCAAGCACAAGCACGAAAUUGAUGGUAAAAGUACAGCUGGACACGCCGCAAUUUUAGCACGUGAUGAUGUUUCCAUAUACACAUAUCCAGACAUUCCAGAUUAUAGUACAGAAAAUGUGGUGUUAAUAUUUCCGAGUCAACACGCGAUCAGUAUUAGUCAGUUAGUGGAUAAAGAAAACUACGAUAGUAUAAUAAAUAGCAAUAAUCUCACACUGGAAGAACUGCCAAGAGGCGUUAAUAGAAGCACUUUAAUGAAAACAGCUUUGAAGUGUAAUAAGGCAAUAACUGUAAAUAACUCCAAUAAUUUACCAAUAAGUAAAGCAAUUUUUAUUGAUAGUACUUGGAAUCAGAGUAAAGGCAUCUAUAAAGACGAUAGAAUAAGGAAAAUUCCGUGUGUUGUAAUACAGAAUAGGAUAUCACAGUUUUGGAGGCAUCAAAAGGGUAGUCCUAGGUGGUACUUGGCAACCAUCGAGGCAAUUCAUCAGUUUUUAAUAGAACUACACUUGCAUUCGUGGGGGUUGAACCCUCAAUACAAAGGCAUUUAUAAUUGUUUUACAGAGAAUGUUUUAAAUGAGUGUGAGAAUUUGCACCGAAAUGAAGCAAAUUCUUACAAUGGACAGUAUGACAAUUUAUUGUACUUUUUUAAACAUAUGUAUGAUUUAAUUCAUGCAUACUAUGACCAUGAUAACUUAUAUGCCUAUAAAAGGCGACUAAUGUGAUUUUGAUGUACUUAUACAAUAUUAAAGAAUUAAUUGCAAUUUUAAUAUGUUUACUGGUAGGUAACA
Messenger RNA from Zophobas morio, 1117 nucleotides. Its product is annotated as tRNA-uridine aminocarboxypropyltransferase 1. Gene Ontology annotation, cellular component: nucleus. The record is from RefSeq and is a predicted model, not a curated record. Gene Ontology annotation, biological process: tRNA modification. The coding region runs from base 107 to 1051 and encodes 314 amino acids. The transcript is spliced from 2 exons. Lineage: Eukaryota; Metazoa; Arthropoda; Insecta; Coleoptera; Tenebrionidae. Gene Ontology annotation, molecular function: tRNA-uridine aminocarboxypropyltransferase activity.